Molecule: messenger RNA, 2521 nt
Organism: Calypte anna (Anna's hummingbird)
Lineage: Eukaryota; Metazoa; Chordata; Aves; Apodiformes; Trochilidae
Gene: SLC35A4
Product: solute carrier family 35 member A4
Exons: 3
Coding region: 60-371 (103 amino acids)
Biological process (GO): pyrimidine nucleotide-sugar transmembrane transport
Cellular component (GO): Golgi membrane
Molecular function (GO): pyrimidine nucleotide-sugar transmembrane transporter activity
Source: RefSeq, a predicted model, not a curated record
GUCACGUGUCCCCCCCAGCAGCCAAUAAGGAUCGCGCAUUCCCGCGGUGCCGCCUCAAGAUGUCGGACGGGAAGGACCCGCUGCCCAAGCUGAAGGACCUGGCCUUCCUGAAGGACCAGCUGGAGAGCCUGCAGCGCAGGGUGGAGGACGAGGUGCAGGCGGGCGUGGGGCAGGAUGGCUCUCUGCUGGCCUCGCCGUUCCUCAAGGGCUUCCUGGCCGGCUACGUGGUAGCCAAGCUGCGGUUCUCGGCCGUGCUGGGGUUCCUGGUGGGCACCUGCACCGGGGUGUACGCUGCUCAGAACUACAACGUGCCCAACGUUGAGAAAACCCUGCGGGACUACCUCAGCUCCCUGAAAAAAGGUCGGGAUUAGCCAGGAGGAGCCCCCCCGGGGGCAGCAGGACCGGAGGCACCUGACAGCACCCCCCUCAUCCCUGCCCAGGGGCUAUGGGGGCUUUGUCCCAGUGUCCCCACAGCAGUGACCACUCCACUGACCCACGGCAGCUCGGACACAGCAGUAACCAACGGUUUGCCAGCUGAUUAUUGCUCUUUUUUUCUCUCCUCUCCAUGCCCCUGGAGACUGAAGGGCUGCCUGUGACAUGUCACCCUCCUGGCCACCUGGACACCCUUCCACCCAGCUCAUGCUUUGCCCUAGGAAUGUGCUUUGUGUGGCUUCCUGGGGUGGCUCCGUAGUUCUCCUCCUAACAAAAGACAAAACACAAAAUCAGAGAUGUAGCAGGUGGCAUCAUCCCUGUUCCCAUCAGGCUCAUUAAAUUCCCGGUACUUGGUCUCUUCUUGAAUCUCCUAGGGUUAGGAGUCUGGCUGCACAUAAAGCAGCUCCCCCUGUCCUGGCUGCCACCUGAAAAAUGGUGAUUUUUGGUAAUGCUGCUGGCUCUGCAAAGCGGGUGCUGAGGAGGGGGCUGUGGGGACUGAUGCUGCUCCUCUCUGUGGCCAUUUACGGCUCCCACGCUCCCCUCCUGACCCUCUGCAAGGUGGAUGGUGUGAUCCCCUUCAGCUCCACCUCUGUGGUGGUUCUGGUGGAGCUGACAAAACUGGUGUUUUCCCUCCUGUUCCUGCUGACCUGGGACAGGGAGCUGCUGGGAGCUGCUGUCUCGUGGCACCACGUUGUCCCCUUCGCCCUCUCUGCCCUCCUCUAUGCUGCCAACAACAACCUGGUGGUUCACAUGCAGCUCUUCAUGGAUCCCAGCACCUACCAGGUCCUCAGUAACCUGAAGAUUGUGAGCACUGCACUCCUCUACAGCCUCUUCCUUCGCCAAAGACUCAGCCUGCACAAAUGGGUGGCUCUCUUCCUGCUGGUGGCUGCCGGGGUGAGUUACAGCUCUGGUGGCCUGCAGGACCCUGGCAGCCCCUCCAAGAUGCAGCUGCACAUCACCCCAGUGGGCUUCUUGCUGCUCCUGGUGUACUGCCUGAUAUCAGGCUUGUCUGCUGUCUACACAGAAGCCAUCCUGAAAGCCCAAGCACUGCCUCUCAGCCUUCAGAACCUUUUCCUUUACUUCUUCGGGGUCCUGCUCAACCUGCUGGGUUACUUCUGGAGCAGUGCAGAGAGGGGCUUCCUGGAGGGCUUCUCCUCCUGGGUGCUGCUGAUCGUGGUCAGCCAGGCCUUGAAUGGUUUGAUCAUGUCUGUGGUGAUGAAGCACAGCAGUAACAUCACCAGGCUCUUUGUCAUCUCCUGCUCUCUCCUGGUCAAUGCCCUCCUGUCUGUCACCCUCUUCAACCUGCAGCUCACCCUCCUCUUCUUUGUGGCUGCCUCCUGCAUUGGCCUGGCUGUUCACCUCUACUAUGGGGUCAGGUAGCUGCUGCCUCCCUGCCCUGCAUGUGCUGGGGCUCUCUGGUUGUUCCUCAGGGUUGUUUGGGGCUUGGGGCUGUGCUUUGCCUGACAACCUCCCCACCUUGCUGUUUGCAGGGAGCUGUGCAAGACAAGCAAAAGGCCCCCAGAGGAGGAGUGCCCAAAGUGGGGGGGUUCCUUCUCCCUGAACCCAGCUGGGUCCUGCUCCAGCCUGGCUGUUCCAUGGGUUCCCCACAUCACCAGGGAGACCUCAGCCUGGGUCCCGAGCACCUCUGUCACCUUCUCAAGCUGCUUCCCCACACCAAAGAGCACCCAUUUCUUGUGCCUCAAGAUGUUCCUGCAGUGCUUGGCCCCUCUCUGCUCUCAGCUCCAGCCCAGGGCUGCUGCCAGGAGGGCCUCCUGCAUCCCACAUCCCAGCUCCUCCCCAGCCCUGGGCUUUGGGAUUCUCUUGGGGCUCUGGGGAGUCACCUCUGCUGGGCUGAGGUGACCCCUUGAGCCCCUGCUGGGCUGAGGAAGAAGGAGUCUCCCUCCCUCCCUGUCUGUGGAGUUCACAGCACAGGGUUGGUGCUUCUCCUGCUCCCCAGGAGAUGGGUGAGCAGCACCCAGGAGAGGGGUGGGCAGCACCCAGGUGUGUGCCUGUACUGUGGCCAGGGAGUUGUGGCAAGCAGAAGCCCCUGGUGGCUCUGGGCAGGGUUAUUAAAGCUGGAGUUAACACA